Polyodon spathula (Mississippi paddlefish) is the source of this 2017-nucleotide messenger RNA. Its product is annotated as protein Wnt-11. The transcript has 7 exons. Bases 400 to 1470 code for a protein of 356 amino acids. Lineage: Eukaryota; Metazoa; Chordata; Actinopteri; Acipenseriformes; Polyodontidae. Gene Ontology annotation, biological process: neuron differentiation; canonical Wnt signaling pathway; cell fate commitment. The record is from RefSeq and is a predicted model, not a curated record. Gene Ontology annotation, cellular component: extracellular region. Gene Ontology annotation, molecular function: frizzled binding; cytokine activity.
GCCGGUCAAACACAUUGCACCGCCCCGGGGAGCUGCGCUGUGCACCGACUGCUCGCUGAAGCUCAACGCGCGUAGAACUGCGGCAGCCUGGACAGGGGGACUGUGAGCACGCCGCCGACCCCGUUAGCCUCCGUACCCAGGAUUUACAAGCUCCCAAAGCCGGACUUCUGAAAAGGACCAUUUCACACUUUAUUACAGCAGCACAUUUUUCAUACAAGCCCAGGGAGGCUACGGCAGGAACACACCGGAAUGGUUUGCAGACUCUAUGACUAGACACACUUCUGGACGAAAGCCCGUUGAAACAUUCAACCUUCACAAUUUCAACCUCAGGCUAAAAAUCAGACCCUUUCAACCCUAUACUGGUUCACCAGCGUUUCUGAGAGACACGUGCUGUGGAAAAUGAGAGCAGUCCCAAUUCUCCUGUUGAUGGUCCUGUGUGCUUUGCUGCUGCAAUCACACAUCUGCUCUGGAAUCAAAUGGCUAGCCCUGGCUAGAACCCCAGCAACCCUCUUCUUGAACCAGACCCAGCACUGCAAGCUGCUGGGGGGCCUGGUCUCCUCACAAGUGCAGCUGUGCCGCAGCAACCUGGAGUUGAUGCACACCAUCAUUCAGGCAGCCAAGGAGGUGAAGAAGACCUGCCAGAAGAGCUUCUCAGACAUGCGCUGGAACUGCUCCUCCAUCGAGCUGGUUCCCAGCUUCACCCCAGACCUCGAGAGAGGCACAAGGGAAUCUGCAUUUGUGUAUGCCUUGUCUGCCGCUGCUAUCAGCCACACCAUCGCGAGGGCCUGCACCUCCGGGGACCUCCGGGGCUGUUCCUGUGGGCCCAUCCCAGGAGAGAUCCCCCAGCCAGGCUACCGCUGGGGGGGCUGUGCCGACAACCUCCACUACGGCCUGGUCAUGGGCUCCAAAUUCUCAGAUGCUGCCAUGAAGAUGAAGGUGAAGAAGUCUGGGUCUCAGGCUAACAAACUGAUGCACCUACACAACAGCGAAGUAGGCAGACAGGCUCUGAACGAUGCUCUGGUGAUGAAAUGUAAGUGCCACGGUGUCUCUGGCUCCUGUUCUAUAAGGACCUGCUGGAGGGGCCUGCAGGACCUCAAGGACAUCGCCAUGGAUCUGAAGACCAAGUACCUGUCUGCCACCAAGGUGGUGCACCGGCCCAUGGGCACCCGCAAGCAACUGGUUCCCAAGGACAUCGACAUCCGGCCCGUCCAGGAGAACGAGCUGGUCUACCUGCAGAGCUCGCCAGACUUCUGCAGCAGGAACGAGAAGCUCGGCUCUUUAGGAACUCAGGACAGGCAGUGUAACAAGACCUCCAGUGGCAGUGACAGCUGUGACCUGAUGUGCUGUGGCCGUGGCUACAACCCCUACUCGGAGAAGCUGGUGGAGAGGUGCCACUGCAAAUACCACUGGUGCUGCUACGUGACGUGCAAGAAAUGCGAGAGGACUGUGGAAAGAUACGUUUGCAAAUGAGAGGCUUUCUGUCUCUUCAACCCAGAGAGAGACAGCGACAUUACCAGAGCACUAUGCACCACAAAGCCUUGUUUUGUCUUAAGCUUCAGAGGGUAUAUUUUGUUAAGAACUUAUUUUUUUAACAGAACUUUCCACGGGACCUUGUUUCAUCUACAGACUCCUCCAGGAUUUUUUUUUUAAAGACGCUUAUCUCUACACCUGGACGGUGGAACAACAACAACAAAGGAGUUUUCAGCUUGGAAAGAUAUUUGGAAAUUGGAAAUGUAUGGAAACGAAAUUGGAAAUGCAAUGCAAAACCAUCCCCAUCCCAAGUCUACGAUACAUAAUUAUUUUCGAUGACUUGGAAGUUGUUUUUUACAAAGGGUGAUAUCCAUUUCUUUGUUGGUACCAUUUCCAGCUAUCUUCUGAAGAAAUAAUAAUAAUCAAAUAAACAUUUUAAAUGAUUCUUUACCACUUGGAUGCGAUGGGGGAUCUCAAAUACUCGCAGUGUGUAGCUAUCCAGUUGGAAUUAUGGGACUGUGAAUAACUUUGCUUCUGCUUAUAAACC